Molecule: messenger RNA, 2058 nt
Organism: Diaporthe amygdali
Lineage: Eukaryota; Fungi; Ascomycota; Sordariomycetes; Diaporthales; Diaporthaceae
Product: transcription factor
Exons: 3
Coding region: 1-2058 (685 amino acids)
Biological process (GO): regulation of DNA-templated transcription; cellular response to starvation
Cellular component (GO): nucleus
Molecular function (GO): zinc ion binding; DNA-binding transcription factor activity, RNA polymerase II-specific; RNA polymerase II transcription regulatory region sequence-specific DNA binding
Source: RefSeq, a predicted model, not a curated record
AUGCCGGAAGAAGUUGAUUCCAACGGGGGUGAGGUCUCAGAUGCCAUGUCUGAGAAUGAGCAUGAGUACGACGACAACGACGCCUCCUUCAAAGACGACGACAAGAUGACUGAAAACGCCAUAAAACAAGAGGUCGGCCCUGACGGCGAGGUCAAGAAAAAGUAUGACCCCAAGGAUCCUCUGCGACCGAGGAGGAAGAAGGCGAGGAGGGCCUGCUUUGCUUGCCAGAGAGCCCACCUUACUUGCGGCGAUGAACGGCCCUGUCAGAGGUGUAUAAAACGCGGGCUCGCGGACCACUGCCAAGAUGGAGUCCGCAAGAAGGCAAAGUAUCUUCACGAUGCGCCGCCAGAAGCCUUGAGACCGGUUCUGGGCCCAAAUUACAACCCCAACGCACCUCAGAACCGGCCAAACGGGCAUCGCCACCCAUCCAGCACUGGCUCCGAGGCUGCUUCCAGUGUCAGCAGCUUCUUCUCGCCAACGACAUCCUCCAACCCUUAUCCGCUCUUCUCGCCACAGUCGGCGCUGGGAUCAAUAUCAGAGGGGAUGGCCUUCGCCAGUCAACAGUCCCCCGUGUCCCCCACAUUUCAGCCACCAAAUCCGCCGCAGAUGAGUGGUCUCACCGUUCCACAGGUGUCAGGCGAUAUAUCAGACAUGUCCUCCGCCUUCUUCGACCCAAGCAACCCUGCACUGUACAAUUUCAACCUCGAGGGCUUGAACUUUGGGAGCCAAUACGGCGCCAUGGAGUUCAGUAUGCUCAACCACAUGGCCUCUGGGGCCGCUGACACGCCGCCACGGGAGCCAUCAUUCUCCCAAGCAGGCGCUGGCGAGGCCAACUUCUCGGCUGGUGCUUUCGGCAAUGGUAUGCAACAAUUCGACGGCGGUAUGAUUGGCGAUAUCCUCUCCAUCGACCAGUCCGGCAACCCCUUAUAUACCCAAGGCAACCUCCAGCACGGUCUCCCUCAUGCUUACGCCAUUGCUGCAGGCCCAACAAGUUUACAAAGCCCCAGCACCGAUCAUGACAGUCCUCAGCCCAGCCACGGCAUCGGCUACGAAGGCUCGCCUACAACAACCUACCACAACGGGCCUGGGCCCCAAGUACUCGGAGCUCAGAACCGCCCAAAGGCAAAGCCUGGCAUGCCCAAGGUCUUUCCGCAGCCUCUUCUUGGCAAACGCCAGCGAGACCCGUCGACUAUCUAUGACACGGUCAAAGAGCCGUUCCAAUACGUGCACAACUUCCACCGGUUGAUCGCCUUCUUGCAACGAAGGUUUCGGACCAGCAAUGACAAGCUGGUCCGCAUCGCCGUGGCGCUUUCGAGCUUCCGGCCGUCCUUCAUCUCGGUCACCCGAACGCUGAACCGGGCUGACAUGGUGUUCAUGGAAAAAUGUUUCCAACGGACACUGUUCGAAUACGAAGACUUCAUGCACCACGGCUCAAGCCCCACUAUUGUCUGCCGCCGCACUGGCGAGAUCGCCGCGGUGAACAAGGAAUUUACCGCGCUGACUGGCUGGCCUAAAGAGGUCCUCCUCGGCAAUGAGGUCAACAUGAAUGUCAACACGGGCGGCAGUGCGGGAGCGUCGGGCGCGACCACCGACACCUUGACGACGCCCAAGCUUGGCAGCCUGAACGACCAAGCAGACAAGAGCAAGGCCUCGGGCAACGAACGGCACCCGCUUUUCAUAGCAGAGCUCAUGGACGAUGACAGUGUUGUCCAGUACUUUGAGGACUUUGCACAUCUCGCCUUCGGCGACAGCCGGAGCAGUGUGAUGAGAAAGUGCAGGCUGCUCAAGUACCGCACGCAGGAGAGCAUCGACGGCACGGGGAGUAACUCCAGCGUUCACGAGUCACCGCCGAAAGACCCGAGGGCCAUGUUCCUCAGUAAUAGGGUCGCAAGGAUUGACGGGGAACACGGCAUCUCGAGGAUUGCCAAGGACGGGAAGCUGGAGUGCACAUAUUGCUGGGUCAUACGGAGAGACACAUUUGAUAUGCCCAUGAUGAUUGUCAUUAAUUUUCUACCUUGUUAUUACCCUGACCAGCACCCGCACGGUCUGGCGGUGUAA